Ectocarpus sp. CCAP 1310/34 is the source of this 1240-nucleotide messenger RNA. The record is from the annotation of a GenBank genome assembly. Lineage: Eukaryota; Phaeophyceae; Ectocarpales; Ectocarpaceae.
AUGAUUACCGAUCGGUGUGGCCGUCGCCCAGUCGUCCUGUUCUCGCUGGCAUCUACGGGAGUGCUUGCCGUGGCGUUCGGGUUUUCAACAACGUUCUUGUGGUCCCUUGCUUGCAGAUUUUUGCUGGGGCUGCUGAACAGAAUGGCGGUAAUUUUUCCAACACUCGUCUCGGAAAUCUGCGGCAAGGAGCAUGAAGUCGUCGGGUUAGGAGCAAUGACAAGUGAGCCUGUCGCUUGUAGGCGUGGGUUCGGCAUAGGGCCGCCGAUCUUUUUCGUAGAUGUUCUCAAGACGCGUUCUUACAGGAACCUCUCAGCCACCGGUGCCCACGUCACCUUGCGUUUUUUAUUUUUCAACGCAAUCAGCACCAGCUUGGCUGUGCCCCCUCUCGGGAAAGACAAAGAGUCCGGCUCCUGUUCGGCCGCCGGAGAAGAAAGAAGCAAAAGCUGUAGCGGAAGUACGUCGUCAACAAACGGGACCGAAGUGUCCCGGGGGCGCCACUCGUUGCUGGAGGAAGGACAAGGCGAAUGCGCGACAAGCUGCAGCACCUGGACCGACGUGGAGCCCUUCAAUCGUGGGAGUUUGCUGGGCGCGGGUCACGUCCGCGUCCUCCUGAUAAUCUACGGAACUUACAUGGUGGGUGACCUAUUCGCGCUGUGGGCGCUCAGCACGACUCCCGCGGGGGGCUUGGAAGGGUCGGCGGAACAAAUCGGACAGGUAGCUCUUCCGGCCAUGUACUGCACUGGAUCUCGAGGCGAACAUGGACCGACAGGAAUCACGAAGGGGAGUACCCAGAUGGUCCUUCUUGCUCCUAGGCUCAUGGUUUUCGUGUUCGAGCUGUUCGCUGUGCCUCUUGGCACCAAGCGGCUGGGUGUAACUACCUCACAGAGGCUGUCAUCGGUGACUCUGGUGCUUGUCUCUCCCCUCGUUCCCGUGCCCGGAUUCCUGCUCAACACCGGCCCCCUGCUCAUGAUUGCUUCCGUGGGUCUUCUGCUUAAAAUCAAUGCGCCAGUGAUGCGGGGAGUGGUCAAAGUGACGAUCUUGUGAUGCGGUAACCUGGAGCAGCAGCAACAGCCUCCGCCUUUGUCGAUCGGGGGUCAUGAAGCGGAAACGUCUACCCGGAGAAAGGGACCGAACAGGGAAACUAAACCGCGCUUGAGGGUCUGGUCCCGUGCCUGUUUCCAAACACCUGCAAGCCUUCCAGUCAGAUUCACCCCCCACCAAUCACCACGCGCACGUACCC